Messenger RNA from Harpegnathos saltator (Jerdon's jumping ant), 1184 nucleotides. RefSeq names its product transcription factor p53 (gene p53). Gene Ontology annotation, cellular component: nucleus. The record is from RefSeq and is a predicted model, not a curated record. Gene Ontology annotation, biological process: apoptotic process; regulation of transcription by RNA polymerase II. The transcript has 3 exons. Bases 86 to 1144 code for a protein of 352 amino acids. Lineage: Eukaryota; Metazoa; Arthropoda; Insecta; Hymenoptera; Formicidae. Gene Ontology annotation, molecular function: RNA polymerase II cis-regulatory region sequence-specific DNA binding; DNA-binding transcription factor activity, RNA polymerase II-specific.
CAAGCUGCAAUGGCGAACGUUUACUACCAACUGAAGUGAAUUGCGUACUUAUUCCUUGAUUGGCUUUUGAAUUGGAAACAAGACGAUGACAAACACAACAAACGGAUUUACAGCUUCGCAGGAGUCCGUGUUAUUUGAUGAAGAUACUUUUAGUGAAAUACAAACAGAUCUUAAAAGCACAUUAUCAUUAUUAUUGGAUGACAAAGAUCUGUUUGGAGGAUUCAAACGAAGCAUUUCAGAUAUUUCUGAUAUUGAACAAUUAGCGUUUCCGAAUGAGUGGAAAAGAAUAAAAAAGGAAGAAAACGAAGAGAUGACUCCAUUGCCAGAAAUAACACAACUUGAUGAUACUUUUGGUGGAAAGCUAAAUUUUCAAUAUAGCUUCGCUGAUGAUGGUACUGGCCAGGAUUGGGUUUACUCCCAAAGUUUGGAUAAACUCUUUAUAAAAAUGGAGAAAGUUCUACCUUUAAGAUUUAUGUGGGAUCCACCUAUGGAGGGAUUAUAUUUACGCACUGCAAUGAUGUUCAAGCUGGAGCAAUAUAGAAAUGAUCCUGUUAGAAGAUGCUACAAUCAUGCAGCAACAACCUAUAGUACUAAUCAAAACAUGGAUCCAACUAGAAUAAAACAUGUAGUUCACUGUGUAAAUCAUUCUUCGUCUAUAUAUAUAGAGGAAAAUGAACAUCUUUCCGUUUUAACUCCACUUUGCACACCUGAGGCUGGUUCAUCUUACAUGCCGAUGUGCUAUAAAUUUUUUUGUAAAAAUAGCUGCCCUUCUGGCAUGAAUCGAAGGCCAACGGAAUUAGUGUUCACAUUAGAAAGUUCUGGAGGCAAAGUUUUGGGCCGUCGUAAGUUGUUAAUUAGAAUAUGUAGUUGUCCUAAGCGAGAUAAAAAGAAAGAAGAACGGGAAUUAGUACCUGAAAAUCCACCUAACAAUCACUUGACCAAACGUAACUCAAAACAUCCUAUGCAUUCCGGUAAAAAGAUGUCGUGUGACAUCUAUAAAAUCGAGUUGAAUAUCAUAGGCAAAGAAAAUUAUUUGGCUGUACUUAAGUAUGCUUACGACAUAAUGGCUGGUCAGGCAAUGAAGACGGGCCAAUAUGAACUUUUUAAACCAUACAUGGAUGAUAUACUCCAUAAUGUGCCUUGAUACAUGCCUUAUGUGUGAUUUAUAUUUCAUUUUAUUUCAU